AUGCCUCCCGGAAACCCCGUCAACAAUCAAGGCUACCCGUCAUGGCCGCCUGGUGAUCAGCGGCGUCCCGCAGAUGGUCAACACCACUCCUACAAUGACGGCUACAACUCCUAUGCACAGAUGCAUGGUGGUCAGGGCCACAAUCAUGGCGGAAUGUUCGGUAGCGCCAACCCAAACGAGCUAUCCAUGCUGGAGUCGGGGCCCUACGCGCCCACUCCAGACUGGCCGCCCAAUGGCUCGGGGUACCCUCGAGUUGACGGAUCUCAGUAUGAGAAUGGGGCUCCACCGUUUGUCUCGCUUUCUGAUACAAUGCGGCAGGGUGGCUCUGCGUCUGGAGGAUUGACGCCGCUGGCAACUUCGCCCUCCUUGAUCAAUGCACCGAGCGCGGACCAGAUGUCUGUUGAUCAACUUCGUCAACUUCUGGCACUCAAGACCUGGCAAGCUGAAAACAGCACUACGCACCCGUCGCUGCAGGCAUCUACACCUCUACGCCCACCUGUCAGCGAUUUUGCACCCCCGGCUGCGCCAGAGAUCUUCAAUCCUAUACCGGUACCGCAUGAGCAGGCCAGCGCGCCAUUCGGGAGCCACUCCAUGCACUCGACGCCCACCCCUGGACUUGCUGCGCCUGCUCCUAGUACCAACAUGACUGGUAUGUCGAUACCAGGACCAGAUACGGCUCCGGUCGAAUCCAGCACGGGUCCUGUCCGUAACUCGGCUGCGGCAAAGGCAACAAACCGACAGAUGUACGGCGGGUUGGGUAUCGUCUACACGGGACGCCGGAAAUACCCCCUACCCGACCUGCCACCCACAGAGUCGCGCAAAGUGCCCGUUCAACCUACGGACGUCUGGACGCCCAAUUUCGCUGAGGACCACAACGAGCCGUACAAUGCGAGAUACAUUGAUACUAUGCACAACACCCUGAUCAGUAACGAGGCGCAACAGCCAGCAGACAAUCGUCCAUACACAGACCUCGGACUUGAGCUCGGGAGGAAGCGGUUAAUCAAGGUGUUCUCACAGAUGCGCAAGAACAAGAAGGAACAGGGCAACAAAACUCUUCAGGAUCGGGUGGAGGUGCACAAUAGGGCGAAGAUGCGCGAGCGUCGCAGAUCAAGGCUCGCGGAUACCUUACGCGAUGUGGCUGAUGAAGUCGAACGCGAUCUCAACACGUAUGAGGGCCGUCCUGUCGGCGAACCUCCCGUGAGCGGCCUUCGAGAGCUCAUCAAGACAGACUACGCACCGUCCUGUGCAUCCGACAGUGGCGAUGUCGACCAGAUGGAGUGGGAUAAGCGCAAGACCAUGUAUAUGGCAAAGUACGGUGUCAAGCAGACAAAAGGUGCUUGGGAACUGCGUCCUCCCAGCUGGUAUAGUCCGCAGCUCAAAAAGCUGUACCUCCUACUGAUCAAGAAGGCGCUAGCUCGACGUCAGUUGGAUCCGAAAAAGAAGAACACGGGCCCGACCUUCACGUUCCCCGGAUUCAGCGCGAACAUGUCCAAGCGCCUGCCCGACAAGGCACCCUGGCGCGAGGCCGUCAUAUCUGACUGGUUCGAUGAGCAGACGCGCUUCGCCGAAGAUGUCUUGCCUCAUGUUCCUGCGACGCUGACCGCUCUCCAAGCCAAGAUCCCGGCCAGCUUCUUCGAAGACAUGGACAGGGAGUGGGUAGCCGAUGACGAGUUGACAGAUGGCGAGGGCGUCACGGACGAUGCAGACGGUGAAGGAACGGAGACUUAA
This is a messenger RNA of Peniophora sp. CBMAI 1063, 1728 nucleotides long. The record is from the annotation of a GenBank genome assembly. NCBI's taxonomy places the organism in Eukaryota, Fungi, Basidiomycota, Agaricomycetes, Russulales, Peniophoraceae.